AGCUACAGCUUAACGGCCUUCGUAAUUCGUCGUGUCCCCCAACUGUUAAAACUGAAAAUUUUCCAAGAAAUGAUCAGAUCUCGAAUUUUCAGUCCAGACUUCCAGCCGUUAAUUUUAGGGUUUCCCAUCCUAUAUCUCCGAGAUGACAAACAUCGAUCAGAUCAUCAACAACUCUUCCCGCCAUUAAUUCUAGGGUUUCCCUUCUAAAUCUGCGAGAUGCAAAACAUCCAUCAGAUCGUCAACAACUCUUCAAUUUACAAAACUCCGAUAUCCAAAAUCAAUGUCCAGAAUGGUCAAAGUGAUCGCCAAUGCCACGGGGUCUGGUACGACGCCGUUCUAGUGGUUCCCGCGGUGCUAUUCGUGGUGUACCUGGCGGUGAACGCUAAGAAGAACGUGGAGAAGCUGAGAAAUGGAAGGUCGUACGUUAUGAUUUCCUAUUAUGCCCUUCUCUGGCUUGCCAGUGGACUUAACCUUGCUUGGUGUUCUCUUCAGCAGUCAUGGCAAUGUGCUACUGGAAGGGAGGUUGCUUGGAAUCUUCUGUCACUAUUCACCGCCUCCUGUCUGUUAUGUUUAGAAAUCAGCUUGGUGGGUUUCUUACUGCAGGAGAGUUAUGCGAGUGGACUGGAAGCUUUAGCACGUACUUUCACUAUCUCAGGGAUCAUUAUUGGCAUUGAUGUGCUUCUCAAGGCAAUCUAUAUUUUUGGAUUUGGGGUCCCACUCUUCAUUGAUGAUGUCGGAAGCACUCAUAGGAUGAAGUGGGGGUUGUGGAUCAUCCACAAAUUAUUGCUUACUGCAGUUUAUGGUUUCAUCUUGCUUGUGCAUUUCUCAAAAUGGAGAGAGAAAUUGCCCCCCAGACCGGCAUUCUACAACUACGUAGCUAUCAUGUUUGUUGUCAAUGCUAUUGCAUUGUUUGCUUGUGGUCUUGCCGCUAUUGGAAUAGGCUUUGGCAUUUGGUUGUACAAUUUAACGGUUAUGUGCUAUCACUCGCUUUAUCUCCCUUUCCUGUAUACAACAUUCCUAGCUGAUUUUUUCCAGGAGGAAGAUUUUCUUUUGGAUAAUGCAUAUUACUCUGAGAUGAGAGAUGCUGGGUUCUUUGAUGUAGAUUGGGAUUAGUGGAUUACCCUCUGCGAUUGAUUGUAACAAAACUUGCCAAGACCAUUGGUUGCAUACUUUGUAAAUAAAUUCAAAAUUAAAGGCAACAUAUUUUUAAAGUCCAGCUGUUCUCUAUAAAUUUUAAUCUUCUCCUCGUAUCCUCAACUUUGAUUUAUGUUCUUGCAAAAUGC
Messenger RNA from Durio zibethinus, 1283 nucleotides. The record is from RefSeq and is a predicted model, not a curated record. Lineage: Eukaryota; Viridiplantae; Streptophyta; Magnoliopsida; Malvales; Malvaceae.